AUGUCCGACCAGCUCGUAGAUAUCCAGCCCGGUGGCGAAAGCACCCAAUACGAAUCCAUCCGGGAAUACACAGUGACUCCAGCGAAGCAGACCGGGCAACUGGGUGGCAACUCUGCGCAUACGACAACCCAGAAGCCGGGAGUUUCGUACAGCAGUGAUGAUUCUGAACUGAAGGAAAAGGAAGACAGGAGAGAAGACGCCGAGCAGGCAAGGAAGUUGGCACUGGGAGAAGCCACUGCCGGUUCUUCGGGAUACACAGACAAAGGUACAGUCGAUCAUACUUUCUUUCUAUUGAAAUCCGUGGAUGAAAACAUUCGACAUCUGCGAUUAAAACCCGAGACCGGAGGUGACGCCGAGGCAGCGAAUAGGAGGGAGCAAGGAUAUGGCCCUGGUUCCGGGGUGGGGGCAUAA
Molecule: messenger RNA, 411 nt
Organism: Aspergillus affinis
Lineage: Eukaryota; Fungi; Ascomycota; Eurotiomycetes; Eurotiales; Aspergillaceae
Exons: 4
Coding region: 1-411 (136 amino acids)
Source: RefSeq, a predicted model, not a curated record